Messenger RNA from Pristis pectinata (smalltooth sawfish), 13615 nucleotides. RefSeq names its product spectrin, beta, non-erythrocytic 5 (gene sptbn5). NCBI's taxonomy places the organism in Eukaryota, Metazoa, Chordata, Chondrichthyes, Rhinopristiformes, Pristidae. Gene Ontology annotation, cellular component: cortical actin cytoskeleton; cell junction; plasma membrane. Gene Ontology annotation, biological process: actin cytoskeleton organization. Gene Ontology annotation, molecular function: phospholipid binding; actin filament binding. The record is from RefSeq and is a predicted model, not a curated record.
AUGGACGAGGAGUUUGAGAAAGGCCGUAUCAAGGAGCUUCAGCAGCAAAGGAUGGCUGUGCAGAAAAAGACUUUCACCAAUUGGAUAAACCAGAUAUUUUCUAAAAAUCAGGUGAAGAUUUUCGUCAAUGACUUGUACACUGAGCUGAAAGAUGGAAUUGUCCUCAUUUGUCUACUGGAACUCAUCUCAGGAGAGAAGCUAAAGAGACCCAACAGAGGUAGAAUGAGAGUUCACUACCUGGAGAACAACAGCAGAGCCAUUGCCUUUUUGAGAACCAAGAUAAACGUGGAUCUGAUUGGACCUGAAAAUGUUGUGGAUGGUGACCGCACCCUGAUCUUGGGUCUGAUCUGGAUGAUUAUACUACGCUUUCAAAUUGCCUCCAUCACAGUCGAAGAAACUGGCGCAUGUUCCAGCGCCAAACGUUCUGCCAAGGAAGCUCUGCUGAUUUGGUGCCAGCGAAAGACUGCAGGAUAUGAAAAUGUUGAUGUUCAGAACUUCUCAUCGAGCUGGAAUGAUGGACUGGCCUUCAAUGCAAUUAUUCAUGCUCACAGACCCGAUCUGAUAGACUACAAGUGCCUGAAACCAAACAACCCAAUACGUAACCUAAAUAAUGCCUUCAAUGUCGCGGAGAAUGCAUUGGGCAUUUCCACACUCCUAGACGCUGAGGAUGUUGCUGUCCCUCAUCCAGAUGAGAAGUCCAUCAUGACCUAUGUAUCUCUGUAUUACCACCACUUCUCAAUGCGGCAAGGACAAACUGGACAGAAAAGAGUUAUAAAGAUUGUGGAUCUCCUGAUGGAAAUUGAAAAUCUCAAACGUGAAUACCAGUUACUGGUCUCUGAUCUGCUCCGUUGGAUCAAAGAAAAGAUCAGGGAGCUGAAUGACCGGAAGUUCCCCAACUCACUGAAUGGCAUGCAGAGACUGAUGGCGGACUUUAAAACUUUCCGCACUGUAGAGAAACCACCCAAGUACCAAGAGCGGGGAAUCAUCGAGGCUCAGCUCUUCAACAUCAGAACCAAACAGAGAGCUAACAAUAUGCAGCAAUAUGUGCCUCCAGAGGGGAAGACUUUGAGUGACAUUGAGAGGCAUUGGAGCAAUCUGGAGAAGUCGGAGUCCUCGCGGGAGAAGGCACUGCAAAAGGAGAUGCUCCGGUUGGAGCGGCUGGAGCAGCUGGUACAGAGGUUCAAGAAGAAGGCCAUGCUGAGGGAGGCUUACCUCAGCCAUAUGAGAUCAGUUCUUGCCAAACAGAACAUCAAUGUGGAGACCACACAGGAGGCAGAGGCUGUCACCAAGAGGCUGGAGGCCAUCACUACUGAUGUGUUUGCCACAGAACAGAGGUUUAAGGCUCUCAUUGAAAUGGCUCAGGUCAUUGAGAGAGAGAAUUACCACGACAAGACUGAGAUAGUGAAGAAACAGCAAGGUGUUGAAGCUUGCUGGCAAAAUCUCCUCCAAGAACUUAAUAAACAAAGGGAAUCCCUAAAGAAGGUGGUAGCUGCACUCUCCUUAGUCCAAGAUAUAGACACUAUUUAUCAAGAACUAAUAACUCUUCAGCCCUCGGUGAGUUCAGAGGACCACGGCAAGCAUCUGUUUGAUGUGGUGGACAUGGCACAGAAACACAACCUGGUCGCCUCUCAGAUCUCAUCUCAUGGAGAAACCCUGAAGCACAUAAACCAAAGAGUUGAUGAUCUCAGGAGGUGCAGUGAUCUGAAGACUGACAUAGUUAAGAGGAAACUCAAGGCACUCAAUGACCUUUACAGCAAUCUCCUGGAACUCAGCAAAGCCAGACAUUCCAGACUGCAGCAGCAGCAGAGAUUGUUUGAAUUUUUCCGGGACUGCGAGGAGGAGGAGUCAUGGAUCUAUGAGAAGUGGCAGUUGGUGCGCACUGCUACGUUAGGGCGUGACAUUACCCAGAUUGCAGUGUCAAUCCAAAAGCACAAGGCAAUGGAGGCUGAGUGUAACUCCCACCAGUCCAUCUGUUUCUCAGUGGUGAGAAAGGGCCAGGAGUUAUGCCAGCAGAACCUGAGCAAUAAGAAGGAAGUGAGGAAAUGGGUGAUGACUCUUCAGAAUCAAUGGCAGCAGUUAAAGGACGAGCUGUCAAACUGGCACACACGACUCCAAGCUGCUCUGAUGAUAAAGCAGUAUUUCACAGAUAUCAAUGAGGUCCGUUCCUGGCUGUUUGAGAAACAGCCUCUUCUGCAGAGUGAGGAUUAUGGGAAGGAUGAGGCCAGUGCUGAGGCACUCCUGCAGCGUCACACGCGCCUAAUGAAAGAGAUUGAAGCGUAUUCCAGUGAAGUGAAGAGACUCGGGGACCUGGCAACAGCAGCUGUGCAGCAAGUUCCUUUAACAGUGCGUCAGGCAGAGACCCCAGAAAAGAAAGUGCCUGAGAGCUGCUCGUCUGAUGAAGGAGAAGGAUUAGAAAUCACAAGAAGAGAUCGUCCUCAAGCACUUAAGGCAUUUACUUACAUCAAUGUCAAUGGCCGACAGAACAGGACAGCUAAAAACAGCAGACAGCCAUUGAACAAGCAAGAGGAGGUGGAGAGUGAAACUGCCACUAAAGGCAGCCCAUCCCCAAGGGUCAGCAAACCACGGAGGAGGCGUUCAAUGCUCCGUGGGACGACAGAGAUCCAAUAUACAUCACAGACCGUGCCUGAUGAAGACUUCAACAGGACAAAUAUCGAGAGCAGCCAGCAAAACAUUGAAUCAUCAUACACCAAUCUCUGCCAGCUAGCCGAGGCCAGAAGGAAAGCCCUGUAUGAAAUGAUCCAUCUGUACCGGUUCUAUAACACUUGCAAUGACUUCAACUCCUGGAUGAAUGACAAGGAGAAUGGUUUCAAAACUUUUGAGCCCAAUGCAAACAACGUGGAAGUCAUGCAGAGGAAAUAUGAGAAUUUCUUGACGGAGUUAGCUGCUGGGAAAGGCCGACUGGAUGAAAUCAACCAAUUGGUGGAUAAGUUUAUCAAAGGCAGACAUAGCAAACAUCAGGAAAUCCAGGCAAAGCAACAGGAGAUUCACAAAAGGUGGGAUGUAAUGUUGGCUUUGAAGGAGGAGAAGGGGAAGGAACUGAUAGGCACAGCUGAUGUCAAAUCAUUUCUCCAGAAGUGCCAGGAUACGGCAGCUUUGCUGCAGGACAAGCUCACCCUGCUGUCUAUCCCUGAUCCAAGCAACAGUUUGGUGGCAGGGCACAAGCAAUUCAUCUCUGAGCGGGAGAUCCAGUCACUGGAGAGCAGAAUCCAAUACCUGAUCAAAAUGGCUUACUCAAUCCAGGAUACCAAUCCGGCAGAGAGUGCUGCAAUCAUGGUGCAGGUGCGUGAGGUGGAGGCACUGUUGAAAAGGGUGAAGAUAGAGGCUUCAAGGAGGGAACAGCUUUUGAGAGAUGCCCGUGAUUUACAGCGCUACAACCAGGAAAGCAAAGAGCUCCUACUGUGGGCCAGCACCAUGAAAGAUAGGCUGAACAGCAAAGAGAUGGGAUUUGACGUGGGUUCUGCUGAAAACCUUCUGAAGGAACAUGCUGAUCUGCUGCUGGACCUCAACACAAAAAAAAUCAGGUUCAAGGAGCUGAAUGACCUGGGGAAUCAAGUGAUAAAGAAGAGCUCUUCCAGCGAUGUUUCUCGAUUAUUGAAGAAAAUGAUGGUUGUACAGGUGGAGCUGGAUGAUGCUUGGAAGGAGCGCAAUGCAAAACUGCAGGAAGGGCUUGAGCUGCAGCAGUUUAACCAUGAGGCAGAUCGCAUUGAGGCAACUCUGUCUGGUCACGAAGCCUUCCUGAAGAUCAGUGAUCUUGGGGACUCUGUGGAUUCUGUGAGUAGUCUACUGAAGAGACAUGAAGACUUUGAGAAUGUGCUGAAACUGACAGACCAGAGGAUUCAAGGACUCCAGGACAGAGCCUCCAAACUCAAUCAGAGCAACAAUUAUACCAACAAUAUGAUCCAGAAGAGGGUUUUUCUGAUCAUUGACAAAUGGAGUGAUCUUAAAAGGAGCAGUGGCUAUCGGUGGAACAGGCUCUCAGAGUCACAGAAGCUCCAGGAAUUUAAAAGAGAUGCAGCUGAACUCCUGAUGUGGAUCGAUGAAAAGUACGAGAUUGCUUCAGAUGAAUCAUACCGAGACCCCACAAACAUCCUUCGCAAACUGAAGCGACAUGAGGCCAUGGAGAAGGAGGUGAUGGCAAACCAAAUCCGAGUGGAGGAGCUGAAGCAGACAGGACACAAUCUCAUCCAUGAGAACCAUUAUGCCAGGGAUGUCAUCAAAUCCCAGCUUGUGACGCUGAGCAGGAAGUGGGAAGAGCUGCUCAAUAAAAUGGGGGAACGUGGGGAUAAAAUGAGACAAGCUGGACAACAGGAACAGCUGAUGGAGCUGCUGCAGGAUGCCAAAGCAAAGCUGGAACAAAUUGAGAAGAUGCUCCAGAACAAUGACACGGGUCAUGAUCUGCGUUCGAGCAGACUCCUACUGAAGGAACACAAGUGGCUGGAGGGUGACAUGCGUGAACUAGCAGAGAAAAUGAACAGCAUUGUAAAUCGUGCCAAGAAGAUGGCGACCGGCCACUUUGAUUCACAUAGAAUACUGGAACAGACGCAGAAGCAUCUCAACUGGUUUGAAUCUCUCAAGAUACCCCUGGAACAGAGAAGGAAACUCCUGGAAGCAAUGGUGGCUCUGUAUGAGUUCCAUCACAACAGUGAUUUGGACAUGCAGUGGAUUGCUGAGCGCAUGCCAAAUGCUUCCUCAAGUAACUAUGGCAAGUCCCUGGACACAGCACAGAGCCUGCUGCAGAAACAGAAGGAGCUACAGGUUGAAGUGAACACCCACAAACAGCAGAUCCAGAAGGUACUGGAGAUUGGAAGGCGUAUGAUCAGCUCUGAGCACCUCAUGGCCCAGGGCAUCGAGGGCAAGUGCAUGGAGCUCCAGACCAGCUGGGAGGGACUGGAGAGAGCCUGCAAUGACAGGAGAAAGAAAUUACAACAAUCUGUACGGUUCCACCAGUUCCUUGCAGAUGUUUCAGAGCUGGAAGCCUGGGCAGUAGAAAAACUCCAGCUUGUUUCGAGCGAAGAUUAUGGAAAGAAUGAAGCUGUUACUCAAAAGCUGGUCAAGAACCAUAAAGCUCUGGAGGGGCAGAUCCAGAAUACCUGUGGCCUUGCUGAGGAGCUGCAAAGAAAUUCCCAGGAUCUUCCACUCAGAGGGCUCAUCACAUUCGACAUGGUGGAUGAGCCUCAGGAGCACCUUCGUAGGCAGCUGAAGGAGCUACACGAGCAUUGGACCAUCAGGAUGCAGAAGCUGGAAGAAACACUGUUAUUCUACGAGUGUCUGCGGGAAUUGGGGGAACUUGAGGAAUGGGUCACACAGCAGCUGCAGGCAGCCAGCUCUGAGGAUUAUGGAAAUGAUCACCAACACAUCCUGCACCUGCAGGCAUUGUUUGAAGCUUUCCAGCACCAAGUGGAGGCCGGUGAAGAGAGGAUCCAAGGUUGUGAGAUCUUAGUGAACACACUUGUUGAAAAAGGCCACCUGCAGUCCAAGGAAAUCGUGAAGAGACUGAAUAUGUUGAGGGAUUUAUGGAACACUUUGCAGAAGCGAAUUCAGAAUCGGGGACAGAGACUGCGUGAUGCCAUGGAAUUUCACAAGUGCAACCAAGACCUGGCAGAUGCUCUGACCCACAUUGAGGAGAAACUUAAAAGCAUUCCUGAUGAAAUUGCAAGGGAUCUGCAGAGUGUUCAAGCACAACUACGUGUGCAUGAAGCACUGGAGCAUGAACUGUCGGGGGUUGAGCAACAGUUGCAGGAAAUGGUGGAUGAGGCUGAUGGGGUAUUGCACAUGUGCACAACACAGCAGAGCACAGCCCUGCAGGCCAAGCAGCAGGCAGUAGUGGAGAACUGGGAGAGUCUCAGGAGUAAAGUGGACCAGCGAAGGGUUUUCCUGGAGGAGGCCUGUAAGAUCCAACAGUUCCUGGCACAGGUGCGGGAUUACUUCUCCUGGUCGGCUGCUUUGAUGAGGGAGAUGAAAGUGGAGGAAACCACGCGUGACAGCUCCAUGACUGAUUUAAAACUAAACCAGCACCAGCAGCUUCGGGCUGAAAUUGACGCCAGGGAAGAGACCUUCAGACAUCUGGUCAGCCUGGGCUAUGAUAUCCUGCAGAGGAAGCCAUCCACCUCCAAAGAAGUCAAAGACAAGGUUGAUAGUCUGCAGAAGGAGAGAUCAGAUCUGUACAGUCAAUGGGAGCUGAAGAAGGGCUGGCUGGAGAGGAUGUACGUGGAGCAGAUUUUCUUCAGAGACAUUGUCCACAUGGAAAAGAUCAUGAAUUCUCAGGAGGUUUACUUGAGGUCCAGUGAACUGGGAGCGACUGUGGACACUGUGGAUUCCCUCAUCAAACGACAUGAUGCCUUUGAGAAGUUGCUGGCAACUCAGGAGGAAAAGAUGACGUCACUGCAGGAGCAGGCAGGCAAGCUAAAAGAAGAGAGCUUAAAGCGCGAGGAUGCCAGUCACAUUCAGCAGAAGCUCAAUGCCAUCCUGGAAAGGAGGAACCGUAUUAAGGAGUUGUCACAGAGCCGUAAGAGAGACCUGAGCACUGCCCGCCUACUGGCCCAGUUCAGUCAGGACGUGACUGAGGAGGAGGGCUGGAUCACCGAAAGGAUGCAGAAGUUAAAGGACACCUCCACGACACUCAGUGACCUGCAUGGCAAACUGAAGCUGUUGCAGAAACACCAGGCCUUUGAGGCUGAAAUCAUGGCCCAUCAGGCCAUUAUUAACCAUGUUACUGAGAUAGGUGAAUUGCUACUAUCCGGACAUCAUCCUAAAUCCAGCGAAAUCCGCCGUAAUGAGGCAGCUCCUGAACAUUGGGAGCAACUGAAGGUAGCAGUGGCUGCACGUGGCAAAAUGUUGGAGGAAAACCGGGAUUUCCUGGAAUUCCUGCAAAAAGUCGAACAAGUUGAAGCGUGGAUCAGAGAAAAGGAGGUGAUGAUCAGUGUGGGUGAUGUUGGCAAGGACUGACAUUGCUUACAGCUGCAGAAAAAGCUCAACAAGUUUCAUGGAACAGGGGACAUGACAGUGGACGAUGCUCACAUCAGGACCAUCAAUAACCUGGCCAGCCAGCUGGAGAGGCAGAAUAAAGAUGACGUUCCAAUCGUUCUCCGACGCAGGCAGCAGUUGAAUGAAAGGUGGAACAGUUUCCAGGGGAAUUUGAAUAAGUACAAGAAAAAACUGGCAGCUGCUUUGGAGGUUCAUGCCUUAAUCAGAGAAAUGGAUGAAAUUAAAGAAAGAAUGGGUGAAAAGAGUUUGAUGAUGCAAGGACUGGACUAUGGCCGGGAUGUGGAAAAUGUGGAAAAACUGAUAAGGAGACAUAAAGAAACUGAACUGGAAAUCACAGUUAUCCGGGACAAGAUGGAGGCACUGGAAGUUGAUGCCAGGCAGCUAAUGGGGAGAAUGCAGGACAGCUGGCUUCGACUAAAGAAGGAAGCCAAACAGCGAAAGGAGAAGCUAGAAGCUUCAUACCAGCUGCAGAAGUUCAACAGAACAGUUCGAGAGCUAAUGGACUGGGCACAGUGGAUGAAAGCUCUAAUGGGAGAAGGGAGACUGCCAAAGAGUAAGCAAGAGGCUGAGAGCAUGAUAGAGGAGCACCAAGAGAGAAAGACUGAGAUCCAAGCUAGAGAAGAGCGUUUUGAUGCUGUCAGGAAUGUUGGAGUAGAACUAGUGGCUGCAGGACAUUAUGCAUCACCGGACAUCAAACAGUCCCUUUCCAAGGUGGAAGAAACCUGGACCACUCUAAAUGAAGCCUGGCGGGACCGUUGCAACAGGCUGGCGGAGGCGUGUGAUCUACAGAUAUUCUAUGGGUAUGUGGAGCAGAGUGAGAGCUGGCUGAGCAGCAAGGAGGCGUUCCUGGCCAACGAAGACUAUGGGGAUUCCCUGCCCAGGGUAGAGACUUUGCAACAAAAGCACGAACAGUUUGAGAAAGCUAUGGAGGCUCAGCUGGAAAAGGUAAACGUGAUGGAGAGAUUCGCCAUGCAGCUGAAGCAGAACAAGCAUUCAGAUUGUGCUCAGAUCAUCACCAAAUGCCAAGCAAUUCUACAGAGAAAACAAAAGUUAGUGGAAAACUGUGAGCACCGUGGGAAGCUCCUAAGCCAGUCCAAACAGCUGCAGAUUUUCUUAAGAAGUGCCUAUGAGGCUGUGUCGUGGCUGAAUGAAAAGAUCAGUGUUGCCCUGGACAAGAAUUGGAUGGAUCCUAGCAACCUGCAGGGCAAGCUUCAGAAGCACCAAACCUUCGAGGCUGAGGUCAUGGCAAAUCAAAACAGGAUCCGGAACAUUGACACAGAAGGGGAACGAUUGAUUAAUGAUGGACAUUAUGCGGUAAAUGAGAUUGAGCCCAGAAUUAAACAGAUUCAGGACUUGUGGAAUGAAUUGCUGCAGAACUGCAGUGAGAAGAAGUCCCAGUUGAUGGAUGCACACAAGGCCCUGAACUUACAGCGAAGCAUUGAGGAUGUGGAGGAGUGGCUCAGUGAAGUGGAGAAACAGCUGGAUCAUCCUGCCCAUGGCACAGACCUGGGCUCUGUGAGGAACCUCCUCAACAAACAGCAAGACCUGGAGGAAGAUAUCAGCAGCUAUGUGGAAAGGAUGCAAGGGCUUCUUGACCAAUCUGAAGAGUUUGUUUACAAAAAACACUUCCUAGCUGAAGAAAUUCGUAACAGAGUUGACAUUGUACUCCAAAGGUAUCGAGCACUGGGUGAUCCGAUCAAGGAAAGGCGCAAGAGUCUGGAGGCGAGCAUGCUGCUUUAUCAGUUCUUCCGGGAUCUUGAUGCUGAGCUGGCCUGGGUUCAGGAGAAGCUUCAGCUGGCAUCAGCCAAGGACACUGGACAAUCACUGAACGCUGUGCAGAGCUUGCAGAAGAAGCAUCAGGCUCUGCAGACUGAGAUCAGCUACCACAAUUCCCUGAUUAAUGAUGUGUUGGAAACGGGACAGAACCUUGCAAAGAGUGGGCACUUUGCUUCUCGGGAGAUUUCAAAGAGACUAUGGGAGUUGAAGGAUGCAGUGGAGACACUGAAAGAGGAAGCAGAGAAGAGGAGCAAGUUGCUGAAUGAGGCGCACGCAGCACAGCUGUACUUCUCCGAGCUGUUGGAAGCUGAGUUAUGGAUGGAAGAGAGGAGACCACAGCUGGAGAGCACAGACUAUGGGAAGGACGAAGAUGCCACACAGAUGCUGCUAAGGAAGCUGGAAAACAUCGACUUGGACCUGGUCAACUACAAGUCCAGAAUGUUCACACUGAGGGAAACGGGGAAUAAUCUGUCCAGCAUGAACCAUCCUGACAGACAAACGAUAAUGAAGCGGCUCCAGGACAUGGAGAGUAAGUAUGAGACACUCCUGCUGUUGGCGGAAACCCUACGGAAGAGACUGUUGGAUCGAUACCAACUCUAUCAAUUUGAACAGGAGGUGCAGGAAAUAACCACAUGGCUGUCCAGCAAACAACGCUUGGCAGAUUCUGAGGACUAUGGCCGAGAUCUGGAAGAUGUGCAGCUGCUGCAGACGAAGUUCGAGCAUCUGGAGCAAGAGUUGAGCAGCCUGGGCCAGAACAAAGUGUCUGCUUUCCAUGACCUAGUCAAAUCACUCAAGAGGCAGGCCCACAGCUUCGUGGAGGAGAUCAUGGAUCAGGCCAAUCAGAUUAACCAGCAGUGGGACACACUACAGCAAGCCGUCAGAAAUCGGGCAGAGAAUCUGAGAGCAGCACACGAAGUUCACCGAUUCGACUACGAUGUGUCUGAUCUGAAGGCUUGGAUCCAGGAGAAGGACAGCACACUGGGCACAGACGACCUUGGUCACGAUUUGAAUUGUGUACAAAUGUUGUUACGGCAACAUGAAGGUGUGGAGAGGGAGCUGGGAGCCAUAAGUAGUGAAGUUGAACGAAUUGGCGAAGAAGCCAGGAGAUUGGAUCAGAUGUACCCACACAUUAGGGAGAACCUGCAAGAACGUCUAGAAGAGGUGGUGAUGUCCUGGGAUAAGCUGCACCAGAAAGCCAGGGAGUGGAAGGAAAAGCUGAUUGAAGCUGAGCAAAUCCAGGCUUACGUCAGCGACUGCCGGGUUUUCAUGUCCUGGGUGAAUGAGAUGGAUACGCUGCUGGAUACAGAAGAGCAGGCCAGGGGAUCUGUGGGUGCUGACCAGCUCUGCAGACGUCACAAGGAGUACAAGCGAGAGAUUGACAAGCAAAAAGCCAAAUACGAAGAGCUGCAAAUGACCGGAACUGAGCUGAGGGAAAAUAGGCACAUCCUGUCGAAAGAGGUUGACGAGAAGUUGAAUGAAAUGUCUGAACAAAUGGAUCAGGUGAUGAAGAAGUGGGAGAAACAAGAAGCUCUGUACGAGGAGGAAUUGUGGAAACAGGCACAGCUCAGGGAGCUUGAGUUAAUGGCUGCAUGGUUGAGCUCCAAAGAAGGGCUUAUAAUUGGCAGCAGUUACGGGGACUCUGUCAGUGAAGUGGAAGAUUUAAUUAAGAAGCAUGAAGAUUUUGAGAAGAUGCUGGCAGCUCAAGAUGAGAAGUUUGGCCAACUGGAAAACAUGAGCAGGGGAGAAGGGUUCCACAGGGACACAACCAUGAAGGAAGAAGAAAGAAAAGUGGCUCGGGUUCCUUCCCUGAAGAGAAAAGGAUCAGACAAAAAGACAACACCAGUGAGGAUCUUUGGGAGAACCAACUCAGACACAGAGAGCAUACCAAAAUCCUGGCCAAAAGAGAUAGUCGUGAGUCCUGCUCCAAGGUCCCCCUCAACCUCAGAACUUUUCUUCUCCCCAGGCAUAAGGACUGUGGCCCCCCUCAGAAAUCCAGAUGUUGCCAGUGACCAAAGGCAGACAGUCGUCCAAUCACCUUUGUCACCAAAAUCUUUCUCUCUUCGCAAUUCUGAAGUAGACAGUCCCACAAAGAGGCUAUCAAAUCCAACCAGACCUAUACCAGACAUCAAACGCAGACCACUUUCCAGGAUUCUUUCAAGUUCUUCCCUGGAGCAAUCAUCUCAAGAUCUCACCACACCAACGAGUGAGAGCAUCGGGACUGAGUCACCUACUAAAUGUCAGUCCCAAAGCCCCCUGUCCAACUCUCCUACGAGCAGGUCUCAAAGGAGGCAGCACUCUUCCCAGGACAGUCUCUCUGGAGAUCGGCCAGAACAAAAUGGAUCUAUCAAAAGCUGCUCUGUAGACCCUGUGCCCAUCCCAAAGGAGAGGCUGGAGUCUGAUACACCUGAGAAUGCAGAAUCGGCAUCAUUCUUGAUGGUUCAUCUCGAUCCUCAGCAGCCAAGUUCCACAGGAACACAAAACAAUGAACAGGAUGCUGCAGGAUUCCAGACCAUGGAGGGCAAGCUGUGCCGGAAGCAUAUCCUGCAAUCCGAUGGGACUAAGACUGACUCCGAAGCCUGGGAUACCUGUUUUGUGAUUUUAGCAAAGCAAUAUCUUUGCUUCUACAUGAAUCGGACAAAGAGUUUGAAGGAUUCCCCGUGUUCACCAUCCCUCAGUGUCGCUGAUGCAACGUGUGAGGAGGUUGCUGAUUCCACAAAAGAGCACACUUUCCACCUACGGCUCAGUGACGGGGCUGAAUAUCUUUUCUCUGCUCCUUCGGGCGCUUUGAUGGAUGAGUGGAUCCAAAAGAUCAGGAACAAUGCAGGGUCUGGUGGAGUGAGCUUAUCCUCUAGCAAUAGCACCUCUCCUUCAGAGUCUCCACGGCAAUCCUGGGAAAUGCCUCCCUUGAAGUCACUCCUCGCUGAAGGAACAUCUACCAAGACAGGAACCUCCCCGGCCAGGAUGGGAAACAACAAAGAUUUCCUCCCCAGGAGAACUCCAUCUUUCAGAGUUAAGCAAAGCACUUCAUCCAAUGCAUCUACACUGGGAAGAAGGGAUGCACUGGUCCGACCCCGAAACAAUGACAUCCUGCCGAGAACAGAUAGGAAGAGUGGUCUCUUGGUACCUCAAACAAGCGAUCCAGCAGAGGACAAGCAGUUGGCAUCAGCCCCCCCACCAAAACCUCCACACACCUACUACAACAUUCACCCAUACCCAGAGGCUGGAGAACAGCUGAAAGCAGGUAGUAGCAAGACCCUGGGAAGUACUCCUGACCUGCGGGUGGAACACAGGGAGCCCAGUCUCUCCAAAAAUCGAGAGAUAGAUGACAGCCGGAGGAAGACCUGGGGUUCAGAGAGCGCAGAGGCUGCCAACACCAUGUCAGCAGGGAACCAUACACAGGAUAAAGAAAAGAAGAAGAAAAUGCAUGCUUUCAAGAAGCUCUUUAUAAAGAAGUAACUUGAAGCUGCCUCUGUCUCAUUUUUUGACUGUAACAUAUUUAAUUGGGACUUGCACAGUGCCCGCCUUCACCAGGGCAGGGCAGGUGAUCAAUCCGGAGCGUGUGUUGUGAAUGUGUCCGCCUGUCUCUGCGUGUUAGCUUUCUCCAAAGCUAUUGAUUGCUGCAUUUGAGACUACAGCAAAGAACUGAAUGGAAGAUCCGUUCUAAUUUACAAGAUCAAAGGAGAUCUAGACAAGUGUGUGGUGAAAUGAGUAUUUUUUUCUAUCCUUACUAAUUAAAUGAAUUACUGAUUUUCAAAUAAGAAGCUAGUAAAUGUUGAUAUUCUGGUUCACAAAGAUCCUGGUUUACCAGGCUAUUGAGAAGGUGAAUGUAACAUUCCCCUUUAUUGCAAGGGGUUUGGAAUGCUUGCUACAAUUGCACAGGCCCUUAGUGAGCCCACACCAGACAUAAUGUGUGGUUCUGGUCCCUACCAAUGGAAGAAUAUGCUUGCCAUGUAAAUAGCACUGCAUCAAUUCACUAGAUUGCUUCCUGGGAUGACAGCAUUGUUCCAUGAGGAGAGAAUGAGUGAGAUUUACCGAUAUUCCCUGGCUUUUAGAACAAUGAAAGGUCACCUCAUCAAACAAUUCAAGUUUCUGACAAGUCUAGAAUUACAGGUUGAGGUUGCUUGCGAUGAGGAAAGACGAGGCUGUAAACCUUUGUAAUUCUUUGGCUCAGAGCUGUGGCAGCUGACCACGUGCAAGACUAAAAUCUUUAAAUUCUUGGAUACAAAGGGAAUCUGGAAAUUGGAUGGGAAUGUAUUACAGAUCCUAUUGAAUGAGAGAGUGGGUCUGAGGAGCCACAGACCUACUCCUGCUUCUGUUUCUGAUGUUUUAUCUGCUUUCUGUCUGAACCUGAUCAGUAUGUUGAUUUGGGCAAACUAAUUACUGUGUUUUCCAAAACUAAUUGUGGAUUAUUGCUGCUUCUAAAUAUAGGGACAUGACUGACACUGGGGUCCAAUUGUGUGUGGACAGGUUCUGCCCCUCAGUCGGUUCACCUUGGUGCUUGCUGCACUAUCACUAAUUAUCUUGUUCAACAUUAAAGAUGAGAGAAGAAAGUUAAUCAGCUGUGUCCUGUGAAUUGGAAUAUGGCUGCUUAAUUCCUAUCAAGGUUAACUCUUCCCGACAUGACUGAUCUCAUUCCUGCUGGACUUCACACAACCCAUGGUCAGACAGCCACCUUACAGUUCUCAGUAGAGUGGAAGUGGUUCAGGUGGGUGCUUCAGAGGAAGAUCAGCCUCCUGUACUCCUGGGGAACUGUGCCCAUUAGCCCUUGAGCCAGACACUUUCAACAAUACCACCUGAGACUGUUUGUAAAUUGAAGUUGGCUCUUUAUAAUAGG